Messenger RNA from Erinaceus europaeus (western European hedgehog), 2145 nucleotides. Its product is annotated as caspase-6. Lineage: Eukaryota; Metazoa; Chordata; Mammalia; Eulipotyphla; Erinaceidae. The transcript is spliced from 11 exons. The coding region runs from base 581 to 2107 and encodes 508 amino acids. Gene Ontology annotation, molecular function: cysteine-type endopeptidase activity. Gene Ontology annotation, biological process: proteolysis. The record is from RefSeq and is a predicted model, not a curated record.
AGGGCACUGCCUGCCCAGCCCUGCUGUGUAUCCUCCCUAUGGGCCCCUGGCCCAGCCCUGCCCCAUUCACCUGGUGGUCUCAGCACCCGCCUAGGGCACGGCAAAGGUGGUCUGGAAUGAGCCAUUCUCUGCCACAUGGCCCUUUCUCCACCGGCUCCCCACACUUCUGGGGGGUGACCCGGCUUCCCAGGUGGAGCAACCACUGGCUCUAGGUGGGGGCUCCCUCUGGGCUGUUGCCAUGGCUCCCCAAGAGCCCCAGUGCGUGGGCUGCUGGGUGCAGCAUCUGCUGGUGCCUCGCUUGAAGGAAGGGAGCAUCAGGGUGUAACGAGAUCAGAUGGGAGUGGGGCCAGGCCUAAGAAUAGGAUUGGGCUCUGGCUCCUGGCUCAGGUGGGGGCCCACAGGAACAGGGCAGGGGACAAGGACACAGACAGGGCACUGGUUUCCAGGGCAGGUCAGAGUCCAGACCCUUCACAGCCCAGGCGAAAGCAAGGGCGAGGUUGGGGACUCAGGGCUUGGCAGCAGGCAGCAGGCCAGAGGCAGGAAGCCCACUUAGUUGUGGAGGAGGCUCGGCUUAGCUCCCAUGGCCUUCCUGGUGGCUGGGACCCUGCGGGUGGCUGCUCACAUGGCAGAUGCCCAGGACAGCCUGGCCAGAAAGGGCACGUACAGCCUGCGGGCCCCAAGGGCGGCCCUGACCAUCUGUAGUCCUGAGGUGCCAGACUCCACCGUCGCCAUCCUGGAGGCCACCUUACAGGCCCUAGGCUUCCACAGCUGCCAGAGGAGGGAGGCCUCGGCACAGGGCUUCCUUGGGGAGCUGGCUAGAUUCCGGGAGCAGUUGGAUGCCCAGGGGGGCCCUGUGAGCUGUGCCCUCGUGGCCCUGGUAGCCCCCCGUGAGCAGCUAAGGAGACCCCAGCUGCUGGUGCGGGAGCUGAGCCGCUGUGAGGCCUUGCAGGGCCACCCCAAAAUCCUCUUGCUGCUCUCAAGUGCUCCUAGGGCGGCCCCUGAGCCCGGGGCCUUCCUCACAGGCCUGAGGGAGCUGUGUGGCCGCUGUCCUCACUGGUCCCUCCUGCAGCUGCUGACUGAGGUCUUUGGCCUGGCAUCCCGUGAGUCCUGCAGGGCCAGCUACUGCCCCGUCCUGCGGAGCUCUUUGCGGGGGACACUGUUUCUGCAGGAGGCAGGACUGUGGGAUCAGGAGCAGGAAGGCAGCCCCGGGGCUCAGUAUGACCUGUCAGGGGCCAGGGCUGCCCUCAUCCUGGCUGUGCUGCGAGAGCGGCCCGGGGCCCAGCGUGAUGUGGAGGCACUGAGAGGCUUAUGCGAGUCCCUGGGCUUCCAGACCGUCCUGAGGACUGACCCCACAGCCCAGGACUUCCAGGAAGAGCUGGCGCAGUUCAGGGAGAGGCUGCACACCUGCAGGGGCCCCGUGGGCUGUGUCCUCGUGGCCCUCAUGGCCCACGGGGGGCCUCGGGGGCAGCUGCUGGGGGCAGAUGGAGAAGAGGUGCAGUCAGAGGCACUGGUGCGGAGGCUGAGCCGGUGCAGGGCCCUUCGAGGCUGCCCCAAGAUCUUCUUGCUCCAGGCGUGCCGCGGCGGGCACAGGGACGCCGGCAUGGGCCCUGCAGUGUCCCCCCGGUUCUGGCGCUGGCUGCGGCCAUCACCACCCACCCCGUCCCACGCCGACGUGCUCCAGAUCUGCGCUGAUGCCCCUGGCGGCCCCACCCCAGAGAGUUUGGACUUGGCUGACGUCUUGAGGGUCUACGCAGCCACCGAGGGCUACGUCGCCUACCGGGGAGAGAGGGGCUCUGACUUCAUCCAGACGCUGGUGGAGGUGGUCAGAGCUUACCCCGGGGAGGACCUCUUGGAGCUACUGGCCGAGGUGAGCCGGCAGGUGUGCGCGCUGGACGUGCUGGGUCCUGACUGCAGCGAGCCCCGCAAGGCCUGCCCGGAGGUCCGGAGCUCGCUUCGGCGCCGACUCUGCCUGAGCCGUGCAGGGGUAGCGGCGCCGGGCUGCGCGAACAGCGGGUCGCCCCUGACCCACAGCCGGCCCGUUGGACGCGGGGCGAGCCCCAGCGAUCUCGUCCAGGUCUCGAACCCGCAACCUGACGCGGGAUCUUAGGUUCCACCGUGCGGCUUUGAGCCCCUCCCUCAUGCGGG